Messenger RNA from Marmota flaviventris (yellow-bellied marmot), 3743 nucleotides. RefSeq names its product interleukin 21 receptor (gene Il21r). Gene Ontology annotation, cellular component: membrane; external side of plasma membrane. Gene Ontology annotation, molecular function: cytokine receptor activity; protein binding. Gene Ontology annotation, biological process: cytokine-mediated signaling pathway. The record is from RefSeq and is a predicted model, not a curated record. Lineage: Eukaryota; Metazoa; Chordata; Mammalia; Rodentia; Sciuridae.
UCCGCCGGGUGGCCGUGGGCCCCGCGCCCGGGCACCCGCCUGCUUCUCCCGGGCUGCGCCUGAGGCUGUCCCCGGGCCUCGUCCACCCCGGGCGGCCAGCGGGUCCCUGCCCCGCGCUCCUGUCGCCUGCUCCCGGCCCUGCCUGCGUCCCACCCGCCCAGAGUCCCGCCGUCCCUCGGCCUGGGUGACCCGUGCGGUGGCCGACGCGGGGCAGGGUGUGGAUCGCCACUCGGCUGGACCCUGCCGCCUCUCUCACCUCGUCUCCUGUCCUCCGCGAGGCCACCCGCCUCCACCCCGGAGGCCGCCCGAUCGCGGGGACCACGGAAUGGGUUUCUGAGGAAGACACUGCAGGAGCAGGCCCCAGGACGCAGCAUGCCCCGAGGCUGGGCGGUGCCCGUGCUCCUGCUGGUGCUGCAGGGUGGCUGGGGCUGCCGGGAUCUCGUGUGCUACACUGACUACCUCGAGACGGUCACCUGCGUCCUGGAGACGUGGAGUCUCCACCCCGGCACGCUCACUCUCACCUGGCAAGACCAGUACGGAGAACUGGGGGACGAGGUCACCUCCUGCAGCCUCCACAGAUCCGGCCACAAUGCCACCCACGCGAAGUACACGUGCCACAUGGACGUGUUCCACUUCAUGCCCGAUGACGUCUUCAGUGUCAACGUGACAGACCCGACCGGCAACUCCUCCCGGGAGUGCGGCAGCUUCAUCCUGGCUGACAACAUCAAGCCGGCUCCUCCUUUCAACGUGACGGUCACCUUCUCGGGACACUACAACGUCUCCUGGUGCUCUGACUACGAAGAGCCUGACUUCUACGCGCUGAGGGGCAGGAUGCAGUAUGAGCUGCAGUACAGGAAUCGCGGGGACCCCUGGGCUCGGAGCCCGGUGACAAAGCUGGUCUCAGUGGACUCGAGGAGCGUCUCCCUCCUGCCCUUGGAGUUCCGCCAGGGCUCCAGCUACGAGCUGCAGGUGCGGGCGGGGCCCCAGCCGGGCUCCUCCUUCCGGGGGACCUGGAGUGAGUGGAGCGACCCCGUCAUCUUUCAGACCCCGCCGGAGGAGUCCAGGGGAGGCUGGGGGCCCCCCCAGCUGCUGCUGCUGCUCCUGCUGGUCAUCUUGGGCCCCGUCCUUGUCUUCCUGGGCCUGAAGGUCCACCUGCCUUGGAGGCUGUGUAAGAAGGUGUGGGCGCCCGUGCCCAGCCCGAAGCGGUUCUUCCAGCCCCUGUACGAGGGCCACGGUGGGGACUUCAAGAGAUGGGUGGGCUCGCCCUUCUGUGCCCCCAGCCUGGACCCAGGGCCCUGGGGCACCGUGGUACUGUCCACCCUGGAGCUGCCCGCCUGCGUCCCCCCACGGAGUCCAGCCAAGGGACUGGAGUCCCCAGGGCUGGCGGGGCCCGCGGACCUGCUGGAGACCGACGGGGUGUCCGAGCCUCGCUCCUGGGGCCCGGCCUCCCCCAGAGCAGGUGGCUCCGGAGGCUCAGCCUUCGGGGAGGAGAGGGACCGUCCGUACGGCCUGGUGUCCAUCGACACGGUGACCGUGGUGGACGCCGAGGGACCGUGCACCUGGCCUUGCAGCUGCGGGGACGAUGGCUACCCCGCCCUGAGCCUGGACACCAGCCUGGAGCCGGGCCCCGGGGACCUGCUGCUGGGCCCGGCCACCACGGUCCUGUCCUGCGGCUGCGUCUCGUCGGGUGGCCCUGGGCUGGGGGGCCCCAUGGGCAGCCUCCUGGACAGGCUGGAGCUGACCCUGGCCGACCAGGAGGGCUGGUCCCCAGGGGGUGCCCCAGACAGCGAGGCCGGGUCCCCAGCCGCCGGCCUGGACAUGGACACCUUCGACAGCGGCUUCGCGGGCUCCGACUGCGGCAGCCCCGUCGAGUGUGACUUCGCUGGUCCCGGGGACGAGGGGCCGCCCCGGAGCUACCUCCGCCAAUGGGUGGUCAGGAGCCCUCCGCCCGCUGGCCCCACGGCCCAAGCCAGCUAGCGAGGCGGUGACCCAGCUGCCCUGUCCCCAGCUGGCCACCACAGACGGCCACCCGGGCACUAGCAGAGACAGGCCCGCGGCCCUCGGUCCCCGGGGAAGGGGCCUCUGGGCCUGUGGCUCACGGUGUGCGUGGCUGGGUGUGCGGUGGCGUGUCCCCAGCUGCAUGUGGCCCUGGCUGUGACAGAGCACCCGCAGGCACAGGCAAGGGCCGCCGGUCCACCAGCCUACUGGGCUCAGGCACUGCCUGUGACAGGUGCCAAGCCAGGCCCCAGGUCCCGGGAAGAGUCCAGCAGCCACACGUCCAGGCUGUCCCUGCAACCUCUCGGAAGGGCUGGGGAGGGGGUGAGCCCUCAGGGCGCAGGAAGAUUCCGCCCAGGGGGCCGCGGCUGUGCUGCCCAGACAAGUCGCACUCCCUCUCUGGGCUGCUUCCUCACCUGUACAGGAGCCUGGCCAGCCCCGGGGUGGGGAGGCCCCGGUUCAGUCUGCAGCCUGAGCAGCCCCUCCGCCAGCUUCCUGCCCGUGCAGAGGUGGCUGGGGUGAGAAACCAGGUGACACUGACAGCCUGGGCCCAGGGCCCUCUGAAGCGGGUACUCGGGGUUUCCGGGCCUCGAACCGCUCAGCCGUGUCCCUUGGAAACAGUCCCUGCCACCAGGGUUCUUUUUUUGGCUUCUGCUGCCCAUUAAAAAAAUCCCCUUUUGUACCCUCAAAAAUAUUCAUCAAGCACCAGGUACAGGCUGGGCACGGUGCCAGGCGCUGGGAGCCCAGAGUGGGCACGGUGCCCACGGGACCCGCCCUGUGCACUCACGGGCGUCGGGGACACACGGAGGAACCAGUGGCCGGAGGCCACGUCCUCUGGGCCCCUGCAGCGGCCCAGCGCCCCCAGCCCUGAUGUCUUAUGUGUUCAGCCCGGGGACUCGGGGACUCGGGGACAGUCGGUUUUCAGUGACUUCUCAGAGCCUGUUGAAAAUGAAUGAAGCCAUGUCACCAGCCCCACUUCAGUCCCAGAGCCAGCUGUGGGUGACAGACGAUUCAUAAACGCCUCUAUUUGUAUUUUCAAGCAGUUAGGCAGCCUUCCCUCCAAGGGUGCCCACCUAGAGGUGGCGUCUCGGGGCCAACAGGGUCAAGGAGCCCCGGGGAUCCCCCACCCGGCCUGGAAACCUCCCGUGGGAGCCGGGUCGGCUGGGCGAGGAGGCAGCGGGGGUUAGUUCUGCUGACAGUCUGCCCAGGACUUUCCUGUGAAGCAAGGCAGUUGGGAGAAGUUGCUGAGAGAGAUACUGGAGGAGUCCUCAGUGAGCGCCUGGAAAGUUCUGGAAUGCUGGGGACUGGGGACCUGGGACCAGGUCCUACUCGUGUGAGAGCCCCCCGCCCCGCCCCCUGGACACUUGGGCUGAGGUCGCUGUGGUUGUCACACCUCCCCCGAGCGGCAGUUGGAAGGUGCCACCUGCAGACACCACCUGAGUGGAGGCUCCCCGGGGAGGCUCAGUUCUCCAGGGGGCUGUGGCCUGGGGCGACGUCCCUCCCCGACUCCACCUUUGAAGGAGAGGCCGCACGUGGACAGGGCGGCAGAGGCUGGAGCCAAGAGAGGCCCCCACCAAGGAUGGACAGGAAGUAGGUGGGUGGACGGCCAGGUGGACGGAUGGAAGGACAAACAGAGGUGGAGAGACAGAGCCGGACGCAGAAGACAAAGCCCGAGACCUGCCUCCUUCACUGACCUCCCCCAGCCUGGUGCAUAGUAGACACUCAAUAAAGCCUGGUUUGUAGCUCUC